UCUUGCCUCUUUCUGAUUGGUCCACAUUACGGAAGCGUGUUGUGGCGGCGUAAACAAGAGGAGACAGGAUGGGCGAAAGAAUCGAGCGAUUAUCACUAAUAAAAAUGUAAACAACAAGCAAACAAAUAUGUUCUCUGCGGGAGGGUUUGUACUCUUCAGACCCGUUACACAAACCUAAUUAUCCGAAUGAGUGGCGGAGGCUGGUUUUGUUCAGCUUUUUUUAAACCUGGUUUGCUAAUUUUGACGGGAAAAAAAGUUUAGAGAUGCAGUGUGUCGUGACGGGAGGAAACGUGAAAGUCCUGGCCAAAGCCAUCCACUCUCUGUCCAGGAUUGGAGACGAGCUGUACGUGGAGCCUCAUGAAGGAGACGGGCUGGCCCUGCGGUCUGUGAACUCCUCUCGGUCGGCUUAUGCUUGUUUCCUGUUUGCACCGCUCUUCUUCAGCAGGUACUCCAUCCGCAGAGGGCUCGACUUCCGCUGUAAGAUAGCCAUAAAGAGCGUGCAGACGGUGUUCAGGUCUGUGGCAACUUUAGAGAAAACGGUGGAAAAGUGUCAUAUUGAGCUCGACGAAGCAAAGGACCGCCUGACUUUCACCCUGCACUGCAAACACGGCCUCCUAAAGACACACAACCUGUCCUACCAGGACAGUGAAAGCCUACAGGCCGUGUUUGAUAAAGACAGCUGUGUGAACGUCUUCAGAGCUCAGCCCAGAGUCCUGGUGGACACGGUCGUCCACUUCCCUCCGUCCGUGGACGAGGUGACGGUGACGGUGAGCGAUGAACGGAUGUGGGUCAGGAACCACGUGGAGGACGAAGCAGAGCGGUCCAGAGCCAUGCUCACUGAGAUGUGUCUGGCUUCAGACGAGUUCGACCAUUUUGAGGCCAAAGCUCACAACAGCAUCACGUUUUGUUUGAAGGAGCUUCGGGGUUUGUUGGUGUUUGCAGAGUCCACCGGCCUCCCUGUGUCUGUGUACUUUAACGAGCCAGGCAGCCCCGUGGUGCUUUCAGUGACAGACAGCGUCCUGGAGGGGAACUUUGUACUGGCCACGCUUUCAGAUGAUCACAACGUCCAGGACAACGAGAGUCGAAGAGCGCAGGCAGAGCCGCCGCCUCCCGACGACUUCAUGAACGACGACAUCGACUCUUAUCUCAUCGCCAUGGAUACCAGUGUCGCACCGGGUCCAUCCACCGCAGAACCAUCCACGUCCUCGGCAGCCGGUCACAGGACCAGAAAGCACAGCGAGGAAGAGGAGGGAGAGGAGGAGGAGGAGGAAGCGACGGACAGACCACCUAAUAAAAAGUUCCGCUCCCUCUUCUUCGGAUCGGUUCUUCCUCCGUCCCCUCAGAUGAGCACGCAGCCGGUGACGACACAGGAAGUGCUGGCGAGCGACAGCGAGGACGACGCUGAGGCGGAGUGACGGUCAGAGAGGGAGAGCGCCGUUACACCUCGACACCUGGGGUACUUGAAGCAGAAUUUGAACAUUUCGGACCCUGCGGGGCAGUUUCUGAAAUGGGCCUGGUUGAACACACAGAGGGCAGUAUUUCAUUUUUUAUUUUGAACCGAGGACUUUUCACAGUGAACUUGAAAGAAAAAGACUGUGAUUAUGUGAAACUAAACAUGAACCACUUCGGUUUAUUUUUGUUUUUUUUCACGAAGAUGUUCGAUUUAGAUCCAAACACAGGAAAUAAACUUGCUUUUCAUACUA
Molecule: messenger RNA, 1703 nt
Organism: Austrofundulus limnaeus
Lineage: Eukaryota; Metazoa; Chordata; Actinopteri; Cyprinodontiformes; Rivulidae
Gene: rad9a
Product: RAD9 checkpoint clamp component A
Exons: 12
Coding region: 264-1415 (383 amino acids)
Biological process (GO): DNA replication checkpoint signaling; DNA repair; cellular response to ionizing radiation
Cellular component (GO): checkpoint clamp complex
Source: RefSeq, a predicted model, not a curated record